Messenger RNA from Toxotes jaculatrix (banded archerfish), 2824 nucleotides. It is a transcript of the gene sparta, whose product is annotated as spartin a. NCBI's taxonomy places the organism in Eukaryota, Metazoa, Chordata, Actinopteri, Toxotidae. The transcript has 8 exons. Gene Ontology annotation, biological process: cell division; negative regulation of BMP signaling pathway. Bases 215 to 2074 code for a protein of 619 amino acids. The record is from RefSeq and is a predicted model, not a curated record. Gene Ontology annotation, cellular component: plasma membrane.
GUUAGUGGGCGUGCGUCAGUUUAAAAUCAGUGAGAGAAGAGAAACCACGUUGAUAAGAGUCGGCAUUUACAGCGCCAUGAAAGAACGGAGUUCCUGUGGAAAACUGAAAUAAGGACUUUCUGAAACCAGUCAUUUAUCUUUUUUUUUUUUGUUUGUUUUUUUCCCGGGAUAUCAAAGUUCGGCUGAAGUCUCUGUAUCCCAUCUACUUGUCACUAUGGCUGAGCCUGCUGAGCUGCUGCUCAUCAAGGACCAGUAUGAGCUGGCGUUUCAUUCCCUGAGUCGUGGGUUGGCUGCUGAAGACGCCGGUAAUAAAGCAGAGGCCCUUGAGUAUUACAGAAAGGGCCGACAGCACCUUACCCAAGGACUGGGCGUUCCCACUGUGGGGGAGAGGCAGCAGGGAGUGGCCUGGGACACAGCCAGGCAGCUUCAGCAGAGAAUGAGGGACACUCUGAGUACUGUCAACGCUCACCUCUCUGACCUGGAUACCUCUCAGCUGACAACAGGAAGCCAGAGGAGCCGACUGUUAAUGGACCUUCCUCCCAAUCUUUAUCCAGACCUGGCACGUAACAGUCAGCCUCCCCAUAGCUCUCUUCACCAUCUGUACCCCACCAUUCCUCCCACGACCCAGAGCACAACCCCAACCCCAAACACAGCCCCUGUCAGACCUGCUUCCCCUGCUGCUACACACAGAUACACACUCCCUGCAGUGGCUCCAGGAACUAUAGGCAUGGCUAACCCAGGGGACCAGCCUCCAGCGUACACACCAAAGCCCACAGACGGGCACCAGAGCCUGGCUUAUAGUCCUGCUGGCAGAGGCUUCGGGUCAGGAAAGCAGACUGGAGCAGGACGAGAUGGAAACGAGCUGCUUUUCAUUCCCUCUGGGGUGCAGAUGUUUUUCGUGGCGCCAAAUGGACAGGUCAGCUCCCUGUCUAAUCCAGGGUAUGUUCGCAUCAUCACAAUGGACAGUGAGCACAAGGAUUCCACUGCUGGAAAACCAGCAGCAUUUCUAGAUGUGUGUGACUGGCUGUACCCACUGACAACAGACACUCCAGUGCUGUUGGCUAACUCUGGGAUCUUCAUGUUCCCUGACUCCUUGGCAGACACUCCAGGGUCCUAUGUGGGCAUUGUGUUGUCCUCUGAACUGCCUGCUGCUGACCGAGAGAUGUUUCAGGACUUACUCUCACAGCUUGCUGAGCUCAGGGUCCAGAGUCCAGACGGGGCAGAAGCAGAGGUCAUCAACCUGAGUGCAAAAGUUCCCCUUGAUCCCCCGAAAGAGCAAACAAAACUAACAGUGCCGACAGGGGAUAAGGAAAAACUACCACUUCCUGGAUGGAGUGAGAAGAUGGCACAAGGAAUAUUGUCAGGAGCUACGCGGUUUAGUGAAGGGUUUGCAAAAGGAGCAGAGGCCACAGGUAGGGCCAUUCACAAAGGAGCAGCCAAGAUCCGGGACCGCAUCACCCCUGAAGAAACUCCUUCAGAGGUCAGCCCCCGUGUCAACAAAGGUCUGCAGGUUGCUAAGCAGGCCACCGAGGGUGCUGUGCGAGUCAGUCAGUUCUUGGUUAAUGGAGUGAGUACGGUGGCAGGACACGUGGCAGAUAAGAUGGCACCGCAUGUGAAGAAACAUGGCGCUAAGCUAGUCCCUGAGUCUAUGAAGAAGAGCAAAGAUGGCCAAGCUUCCCACUUAGAUGGAGCCAAGUUUGUGGCAGCCAGCAGUAUACAAGGUUUGUCUGCUGUUUGGUCCAGUCUGGAGACCGGAGCAAAGCUUGUUGGCAAAAGUGUUGCAUCAGAAACAGUCACAACUGUGACGUACAAGUAUGGAAAUAAAGCAGGCCAAGCCACUGACACAGGUCUCAAGUCAGUGUCCAAUGUCGGCUUGACUGCGUUCAACAUUGACAAUCUGGGCAUCAAAGCCAUGCUGAAGACAGCAGGCAAGUCAACAGCCAAGGCCAUGGUCAAAAGCUCGGAUGGACAGUCCGCAGAAACUGAGGGGAAGGACGCACAGAAACAAGAACAUCAAGCAGAGACUGAGAAGAACGAAGUGCAGAAAAAAGAGGAGGAAGAGAAGAAAAAAUAGAUUCCAACAGGAUGUUAUUGCUUUACUGGAAGGUCUCAGAUUGAUGGGUCGCUUCCUCAUUUACAGUUUUUGUAAAAGUAUGUAAAGACCGCUCAUUUUUGGAGUAAAUAUUUUGUUGUGUUAAUUAUGGAGGAAAAAAAGAAGGUAGUUAAACACAGUAAUCAGCCUAAAUCAAUCCGCUGUUUUACUUAAAGGUUAUCAAUAUCUCUAGGUCAGCUAUGGCUAUGUUGUUCUGUGAUUGUAAACUUUCAAACUAAACUAAUGAUGUUUGUGGUAGGUGGUAGUGUAAGCUUGUGUUUUCUGUAUAUGCUGUCCAUAUUUUUGAGGACCUGUACUAGUAAACCUGUUUACUUGCUACAGCUAAAGGCCCAUUUUUAGCUAUAGCCUUUAUAUUGAUAUAUAUAUAUGUAUGAAAGAAUGUAAAAUGUGUAUAAAAAUAACAUAAAUUUCACAUAUUUUCCUUAAUGGGAUGUCUGAGGAGUUCUCAGAGAGGGACAAAAAAAACCCCCAAAACAUACAAACGUAUAUAGAAUACUAAACUCGCACACACAUUCAUAGAUGCGCUGAGCUCUGCUUGUUUUCUGUAUUGUAAUUUCAUACUCUGCAAGAUAAAUCAACUGGCCUUUAUCGGCUGUUUAUGCAGGAUGUUGAAUUAAGAGCCGUGUAUAUAGAGGACGUUGAUUUUCAGGCCCAAUUAAGCGCGAAAUGAGCUUCAUAAAAUGGCUGCUUGCAGGGGGAAAAAAAAAAAAA